ACAAAGCUUGUGUUCCGUCUUCCUUGUACUCCCGCAGAGAGGCUCAGCUCAACUCAGAGAGCAAUCUGGAUUCUGAACAGAGAGGACGAAGACGAAGAAAAAUGGGAAGCAGACUCGGAAGAAGAGUAGUUCACUUCGCUAACCUUCCCAUCAAGCUUCUCAUGCCCACUACUUUCAACAACAUCAGAGAAAUCGCUCUCAAGACCAUUCCUUCCGCUUCCAAGAUCGAAAUCAAGCGCGUUCUCGAAUCCCUCUACGGAUUCGAGGUCGAGAAAGUCCAAACCCUAAACAUGGAGGGAAAGAAGAAGAAGCGUGGUGGCUUGUUGAUCGCGAAGCCCGACUACAAGAAGGCCUACGUUACUCUCAAGAACCCGCUUUCUAUCUCGCCGGACCUUUACCCGAUUCGGAUUAUCGAGGAGGAGAAGCGGCAGAUGAGUAAGCAGUCGAAAUCCAGUGUGGUAGAGGAAGGAGAGACCAAGAGGCAUUGGCUUGAUGGGAAGGAGGACCAAACUCAGACUCAGACUCAGAGAUACAGGCUCGGGAGGUUUAGGCCCGAGAGGGUUAGGCCCGAAAGGGCUUCUUCCGUCAGUCGCGGAGAGAGUGAGGCUAAGUUCCCAUGGAGCAGCAUGAGGUCUUCUGGUGCUGGCGCUAGGUAGUUUUUUUUUCUUUCUUUUUUAUGGAAAUUUAAAGAAACGGUUCUUAUAGUUUUCAGAGGUUCUGAAGUCGUUUAUGUUAUCUGAGUUGAGAUAAUGAAUUAUUGCUAUGUAAUAACCUUUCUUGGUGGAUUUUUGUUUUGUAAGAACACAGAGCAUUUGUUGGCUCUUUAUGAAUGAUAGUUUUCCUUGAUUGAUUUUA
Messenger RNA from Humulus lupulus (European hop), 855 nucleotides. RefSeq lists its product as uncharacterized. The transcript has a single exon. Gene Ontology annotation, cellular component: mitochondrial large ribosomal subunit; ribosome. Gene Ontology annotation, biological process: mitochondrial translation. Gene Ontology annotation, molecular function: structural constituent of ribosome. The record is from RefSeq and is a predicted model, not a curated record. The coding region runs from base 102 to 656 and encodes 184 amino acids. Lineage: Eukaryota; Viridiplantae; Streptophyta; Magnoliopsida; Rosales; Cannabaceae.